UGCACAUUCGGUCGAGCAGAGAAACGAGAGGAAUACGGCAAGGGAGCAAGAGGGAGUCAAAGGGAGAGAAUACGGUCAAACACACAAUAGCAUCAUGGCACCCAUAGGACUCAAGGCGGUGGUCGGUGAAAAGAUUAUGAAUGAUGUCAUCAAGAAGGUGAAGAAGAAGGGAGAAUGGAAGGCGCUGAUUGUGGACCAGCUGAGCAUGAGGAUGUUGUCCUCUUGCUGCAAGAUGACAGACAUCAUGUCAGAGGGCAUCACCAUUGUGGAGGAUAUAAACAAGCGACGAGAGCCUCUUCCCACCCUGGAGGCCAUUUACCUGAUUACCCCCACUGACAAGUCUGUGCAGACCCUAAUUGGAGACUUCAAAGACCCCCAUUCAGCCAAAUACAAAGCAGCCCACGUCUUCUUCACUGACUCCUGCCCAGACCCACUUUUCAACGAGGUAGUGAAGAGCCGUGCCUCCAAAUCCAUCAAGACCCUGACGGAGAUCAACAUCGCCUUCCUGCCCUACGAAUCGCAGGUAUACUCUCUGGACAACCCGGAUGCCUUCCAGAGUUUCUACAGCCCCCAUAAGACCCCACUGAAGAACCCAGUGAUGGAGAGGCUGGCAGACCAGCUGGCCACCCUGUGCGCCACCCUGAAGGAGUACCCUGCUGUCAGAUACCGAGGGGAGUACAAAGACAAUGCCACCCUGGCCCAGCUGUUGCAGGACAAACUGGACGCCUACAAGGCAGAUGACCCCACCAUGGGGGAGGGUCCCGAUAAGGCUCGUUCUCAGCUGAUCAUCCUGGACAGGGCUUUUGACCCCGUCUCCCCCGUACUGCAUGAGCUCACCUUCCAGGCCAUGGGCUACGACCUGCUGCCCAUUGAAAACGACGUCUACAGAUAUGAUUCCCCUGGGAUGGGAGACACUUCUCAGAAGGAGGUCCUGCUGCACGAGGACGAUGACCUGUGGGUGGGGCUCAGACACAAACAUAUAGCUGAGGUGUCCACGGAGGUGACACGCCAACUGAAGGACUUCUCUGCUAGCAAGAGGAUGAACACUGCUGGAGAGAAGACCACCAUGAGGGACCUCUCUCAGAUGCUGAAGAAGAUGCCCCAGUACCAGAAGGAGCUGAGCAAGUACUCCACUCACCUGCAGCUGGCUGAGGACUGCAUGAAGCACUACCAGGGCACAGUGGACAAGUUGUGUCGGGUGGAGCAGGACUUGGCCAUGGGUACAGACGCUGAAGGGGAGAAGAUCAAGGACCCCAUGAGGGCCAUCGUGCCCAUCCUGCUGGACGCCAAUGUUACAACCCACGACAAGAUCCGCAUCAUCCUUCUCUACAUCUUCCUCAAGAAUGGCAUCACAGAGGAGAACCUGAACAAGCUCAUCCAGCAUGCCCAGAUCCCUCCCGAGGACAGUGAGAUCAUCACCAACAUGGCCCACCUGGGUGUGCCCAUCAUCACAGACUCCACCCUCCGCAGGGGGAAGAAGCUGGACAGGAAGGAACGUGUGAGUGAGCAGACCUAUCAGCUGUCACGCUGGACACCACUGGUCAAGGACAUCAUGGAGGAUGUGAUUGAAGAUAAGCUGGACACCAAGCACUACCCUUACAUAUCUACCCGCUCCUCUGCCUCCUUCAGCAGCACUGCAGUCAGUGCCCGGUAUGGCCAAUGGCACAAGAAUAAGACCCCAGGCGAGUACCGCACCGGGCCGCGCGUCAUGGUCUUCAUCAUCGGAGGCGCGUCCUUCAGCGAGAUGCGCUCUGCCUACGAGGUCACGCAGGCCAACGGGAAGUGGGAGGCCAUCAUUGGAUCGACCCACGUCUUCACCCCCACCGCCCUCCUGGAACAGCUCAAGACCAUGAACAAACCAGACGAGGAACCGGCAAGCUAAAAAUGGCCCAGCCCCAUCCAUCUCCUUCCAGUCUUCUCACCUUAACCUCCCCCCCCCAGUCACCUUCCCCAGAUCCUACGUUCAUUCUGUAUGCAUCGAUGCUCGAGGGGAAAAAAAGAUGACUACAAACAGAAACAAUGACAGCGUUAAUUAACAAGAUAAAUAUUUAAACAGAUCUAUAUCAACUAAGGCCAUUUGAAACUGAAAGUACCAAAUGUAAUAUCGUAUGCUAUGAAACCUGCUAGAAAGUGUAAACGGUAGAGGUUUUCUCUGUUUGUUCCCUUCAGUUUAUCUUCUUGGUGUGAUUUUUAUUGGUAGUGGGUGGAGGAGGGAUGCCUAGGAAAGUCAAUGCAGUAAAAUCACAUCACUCAACAUGCAACAUAACUCAUCCCUGUCCUAUCAGGGGGGAGAAUCCUAGCUGGUCGAGAUGUUUGUAUCAGUAGCAUGCCUGAACUUUGUCCGUACUGUUAAUGCACAUCCUCCAGUGUGGCAAUACCGUAACCAAAAGCAACUCGAGAAAUCAUUCAACCACAGGAAGACAGUCACAAACAGCUAGACUGACCCUAGGUCUGAGGAUAGAGAAAAACGGCACUCUGUAAAUAGCUACAGAAUGCUAGAAGCAUCCCUCCUCCAGCCCUAAGACUGUAUUUACUCACCACAUCCUUUUCCUUUUUCUCCGGAGAGAUUUCACGUUUUAGUGUCAAAAAGGCCAUUGCUUGCAGAUGUUUACAGAAUAAUCCAGGGCCGCUUGUAUUUCAGUAUUGUAUCCUGUCACAUUAUACACUGAGUGUAUAAAACAUUAGGGACGCCUUGCUAAUUUUCAGUUGCACCCCUUUUGCCCUCAGAACAGCCUCAAUUCGUUGGCGCAGGGCUCUACAAGGUGUCAACAGUGUUCCACAGGGAUGCUGGUCCAUGUUGACUCCAAUGCUUCCACAGUUGUGCCAAGUUGGCUGGAUGCUCUUGGACCAUUGUUGAUACACGCAGGAAACAGUUGAGCUGAAAAAAAUCCCUGCAGCGUUGCAGUUCUUGACACUCAGGUGUACCUGGCACCUACUACCAUACCCGGUUCAAAAGCACUUAAAUCUUUUGUCUUGCCCAUUCACCCUCUGAAUGGCACACAUACACAAUCCAUGUCUCAAGCAUUAAAAAUCCAUCUUUAACCCGUCUCCUCCCCUUCAUCUACACUGAUCUGAAGUGGAUUUAACAGGUGACAUCAAUAAGGGAUCAUAGCUUUCACCUGGAUUCACCGGUCAUGGAAAAGUGCAGGCGUUCCUAAUGUUUUGUACACUCAGUGUAAGUCAUCAUUGGUUAGUAUCAAAAUGUUUAACCGGGCCAUGCACUGAGUAGUGUGUUGUGUAUAUGCCAUACGUUGGUGUCUUUAGUGUCUCACUGUUAGACUGUUGAUGUUUCUGACAGCGAAGUAGUAAAAGAUUUCCUUUAAAACAAUACGAAUGUGAAGCCACAUGUGUCUGUGAUGUUUUAUCUGUAGCUGUAGUGGUGAACUGGGAAAAUAACUAAUAUCUAUAUUUUGUUUGUCUGUCCGUUAGCUUUUCUCUGCUGGUGCAAUGUCAACUCUUCCAACGGCGAAUGGCUUUGCAAAGAAAAUGUAACACCAUUUCAGCGGUUUAUAUCUAUUUUUUUAUUUCUCUUUCCUGGCCAAACAGGUUGUAUAUUGCACGAUGGGUUUACCGUGAUGAAAACGCUUCAUUGAAUUUGAAUUGUUUCCUAUUAACAGUCGCUGUUGUAUAGGGUCUCUGUCUAUUCAAUUCAUGUAUAUCAAAGUUAUUUAUCAAGAGAGAAAAAAAAUCUCAAUUAAAAAAAUGUAAGUCUGUCCUAAACCUGUUUAACUCAUUGGGAUUCUAUGUUUGCGAGUGUUGAAGCACAAACAAAACUAUACUUCAUUGUGUACCAAUGUUGUCUAAUAAAUUGGCUUCCAUUA
This is a messenger RNA of Oncorhynchus nerka (sockeye salmon), 3821 nucleotides long. RefSeq names its product syntaxin-binding protein 1-like. The transcript is spliced from 19 exons. NCBI's taxonomy places the organism in Eukaryota, Metazoa, Chordata, Actinopteri, Salmoniformes, Salmonidae. Gene Ontology annotation, molecular function: syntaxin-1 binding. Gene Ontology annotation, cellular component: plasma membrane; secretory granule. The record is from RefSeq and is a predicted model, not a curated record. Gene Ontology annotation, biological process: intracellular protein transport; vesicle-mediated transport; neurotransmitter secretion. The coding region runs from base 95 to 1882 and encodes 595 amino acids.